This is a messenger RNA of Alnus glutinosa, 1679 nucleotides long. RefSeq names its product protein OSB2, chloroplastic-like. Gene Ontology annotation, biological process: mitochondrial DNA replication; positive regulation of helicase activity. The transcript is spliced from 7 exons. Gene Ontology annotation, molecular function: single-stranded DNA binding. The coding region runs from base 201 to 1307 and encodes 368 amino acids. The record is from RefSeq and is a predicted model, not a curated record. Gene Ontology annotation, cellular component: mitochondrial nucleoid. Lineage: Eukaryota; Viridiplantae; Streptophyta; Magnoliopsida; Fagales; Betulaceae.
AGACCAUGUCUCGGCCUUGUUCUCACGCCCGAUUUACCUCUGGGCCUCUGGCGGGGAAGCUAAAAGAAACGAUUUCAGAAGCAGAGUUUGAUUGAGGAAAUCGCCGGGUUGCUCUGUUUUUCUUCUCUUAUUUACCCAAAAUAGUUAUUGGGCGUGCCCUGGAAAGUUAGGAAGAAAGCAAAGGGCCGGAAGGGUGCGCUAUGAAUUCAUUUCUAAGCCGAGCAUUGGCAAAAACUGCCUCGACGCUUUCCACAACGAAGCGGCGUCGGUUUCUACAGCAACCCUCUCUCUUUCUGCAAUCUUACGCCGCCACAGCUAAAACCGCCUCUGCAGGCAAUAGUGCAAGUCGUAAAACUGCUUAUAAGCUGGAAAAGCCCAAGGUGUUUGAGCCCACCGCCGCCACCACUGGAAAGCCCGAACCCGGAGAAAAGCCAGCUCCUAAGGUGUGGGAGAGGCCGAGCGAGAUUCCGUUUCAGGCCAAGGUUGCCAAUUCGGUGAACCUGAUCGGCAAAGUUCACAUUCCAGUCCAGUUCGAAGCCUCUCCUGACGGCAAGUGCUGGGCUGGGACUGUUAUCACCCAGGACCAUCCUUCUGACUCUUCCCAUCUUUGGAUUCCGAUCAUUUUCGAGGGUGAUUUGGCUCAUAUUGCUGCUUGCCAUUUGAAAGAAAAUGAUUGUGUUCAUGUAGCUGGACAACUGAGUGCUGAUCCGCCUCAUGUGAAUACAAGUCAGGGUCAGGCCAAUAUGCAGGUUAUAGUGAAUAGUCUUAACUUGGUCCAGGGAUAUCCUCAAAUGAAGAAAAAUUUUACAUCUCAUGAAAAAGAGAUACCAUUACAAAAUUCUGAUGGUGCAAAGAAAAGUGGGGACCCUGUGUUAAAUUCUUGGAGAGAACUUCUUGAUGAUCCAAAUCAAUGGAGGGAUUACCGUGAUAGUAAGCGCAAUGGAUCGGUGAAUCCAAGAUACCCUGAUUUUAAAAAUAAGGUUGGCGGUCAAGGACUCUGGCUUUCAUCUGCACCAAAAUUGGUUUUGUCACAACUUGAAGGAUUAAAGUUUGACGUUCAAACUCAAAAAUCAAAACAAGCAAAGCAGCAAAAAGGUGAGCAAUCAUGGAAGGACUUGGUGGAAAACCCAGGUAAAUGGUGGGACAAUAGAUCGAGGAAGACGAAUGCAAAAGCUCCUGACUUUAAGCACAAAGAUACUGGGGAGGCGUUAUGGCUUAAUGAUUCCCCCGCUUGGGUGCUGUCGAAGUUGCCGCCUCUCAAAAGUAAAGACGGGGUUAUUGGCUGGAGGGAUACAUUGCUAUCUUGAGACCUGAACAGGAUGGGAGUUAGGAGGUGAUCAGCUGGGAUGCAUUUUUCAGCCCAACUGCAACUUUUCGUGAUUGAAGAACAAAAGGAUUUACGUAAGCUUUCACCUUUUAGACAAUGAGAUAGUUUGAUGGUUUAUAAUAGUUGCUGUACAUGAAAAAUGGUUAGAAAAGAUAACGUUACAAUUUCAAACUAUCCUGCUAUCUUAGCUUUAUCAGCUCUAUCACAUUUGGAUAUCAAACUAUCCUGAUCUGAAAUUUGCACUAUCAGCCUUCCUGAUAUGGUGAGAAGAUGAUACUUGUACCUUUUGAUUCAACUCAUGAUUCUACCUUUUAGGUGUGGAUGUCCGUUCCAGUUGAUUCUUUUCGUUUCA